UUGUACGGAGACAGUGUGACUGAUGCAGGAGGGAAAACGCAGGCACUGGGGCAACCAGGCAACCUCGUGCACGAGCCAAGGCUGAAAGGACUCCUUGCCCAGACUCCCCCACUUGAGUUCUUCGCUCACUGCUUCCAGCCUGGAGACCUGGUGUUAAUAAAAUCCUGGAAAGAAGACUGACUCCAGCCCAGCAGGGAAGGCCCCUACCAAGUGCUCCUGACCGCAGAGACUGCAGUGAGGAAGGCUGAAAAGGGUUGGACUCAUUACAUCAGAGUAAAGAAACUGACUGGGGAAUCUGGGGACAAAGCAGAGAAUUGGCAGGUGUCCCAGGUGGCUAACCAACCCUUAAGGCUGAAACUAAAAAGAACCUAAAAAAUGUUAACUUUUAUCCUUCUGACUUUGUAUUUCACAGGCAAGUCGCAGGGAGCCCUAGGAUGGGAAGGAACUCCUGGUUAUCCUGUCAAACUGGUAAUCAAUAUUACUAAAACAUCAAGCCCCCAAACCAUUAGGUUUGAUUCUUGUCAGGUUCUCUCUUGUGGUGACCUAAAUGACCAAAGACAGCUUUCUGGAGAUAAUAAGUAUCUCUGUCCUGAAUGGACAAAUUUUAAUAGAAUAAAAAGGGCAAGUGGGCCCCCAUGUCCAGGGUGGAGCAAUGUUUGGUGGACAACCCAGUUUCAAGGAUGUACAGCCCCUCAUGCAGCAGAAAAAUCAUUAAAAAGAAAGCUCCACUUAGCUAAAGGAAUUCCUCCUGAUAAUUGCCAGGACAGACAGUGUAACCCCCUUUUAUUAACUAUACAUAAACCUCAAGACUUAGACUCAGACCCUGUAAUUGCCCCUUGUGUUUAUGGGCUCGGUGCAGAUGUCAUUGCAGUAGAUCCUGUGGGAAGGUUUGGUCUUAAUUUAAUUGAAGACAAGACUUCACCCAUAGUGACCACUCCCAAUCCCGAGGGAAAUAAUGAGCCAGAGCUUCCCCAUAAUGACCCUAGACUAGUUCCUGUAACAGAGAUAAAAGAUCUAAAGCAGACUCUUGAAAUAGAGAUAGGUUAUGGAGACACCAAUGCCUGGGUAGAGUGGGUUAAAUUUUCAGUACUCGCUUUGAAUAAAAGCGAUUGUUACGCAUGUGCUGCUGGAUGGCCACAGGCGCUGGUGGUCCCAUUCCCUCUCAGCUGGGACACAGACCCCACUGGGAUGAACUGCAUGUUGGCCCUGUAUCAGGACAAGGACGCUUGGGAAAAUGAGACUUGCAAGGGCUUGUCUUUACUCUUUCAUGCACUAAAGAAGUCAGACCCGAGGGUAAUCCCCUGUUUUUCCAUAGGGAAGAUGAAUCACUCCUCAUGCCUCUCUAGGCAAGGGGAAGGUUUUACAACUCCUGUGGGGAACUUACUGACUUGUACCUACGUCCUAAAUGUCUCUAAAGAGGGCAACUUCUCAAAAUUAUGCAUCCCUCGAGCGGAUGUUUGGUGGUACUGUGGAAAGGGGAACCUGUGCUACUCAUUGCCACCCACCUGGACUGGGACUUAUGCUUUAGUCCAAUUGGCAAUUCCAUUUACCCUGGCAUUUCUCUCCACACCCAAUGAAAAACAUUUUCAUAGAAGUCGCAGAUGAUUACAAGGAUCCUUUGAUUCGAAUGUAUACAUUGACUCAAUAGGAGUCCCUAGGGGAGUCACUGAUGAAUUUAAAGCUAGAAACCAAAUAGCUGCAGGAUUCGAAUCGGCACUAUUUUGGUGGUCCACCAUCAACAAAAACGUAGAUUGGAUCAAUUACAUUUACUAUAAUCAACAAAGAUUCAUUAACUAUACCAGGGAUGCUCUUCAAGGAGUAGCUAGUCAACUAGAUGCUACCAGCAGAAUGGCCUGGGAAAACAGAAUAGCAUUAGAUAUGAUGUUAGCAGAAAAAGGAGUCUGUGUUAUGUUAGGGGAAAAAUGUACUUUUUUCCCAAAUAAUACUGCCCCUGAUGGUACUAUUACUAAAGCCCUAC
Messenger RNA from Manis pentadactyla (Chinese pangolin), 1978 nucleotides. RefSeq lists its product as uncharacterized. The transcript has 2 exons. The record is from RefSeq and is a predicted model, not a curated record. Lineage: Eukaryota; Metazoa; Chordata; Mammalia; Pholidota; Manidae. Bases 376 to 1605 code for a protein of 409 amino acids.